AUAUAUAGCUCUCUGUUUCUGAAAUCUAGGAAAAAAACUUUUAUCUAAGGGCAGAUCAGGUGCUGUAUUUCAAUACUAAUCUUUUGACCAGGAAUGAAACUAUUUAAAAAUUAAGAUGCCAACAGAUUAUGAAGAGCCAUGUGGUUCCACUCAUGGGUCAUUCUGCCUGAAUGGGGGGAUUUGCUAUGUGAUACUUACUAUUCCCAGCCCAUUUUGUAGAUGCAUUGACAACUAUACAGGAGCACUGUGUGAAGAGGUCUUCCUCCCGAGCACUAGCGUCCAGACUAAAAGUGACCUGCUGCAAUUUUUUGUGGUCCCAACCUUACUUGUAGGGACACUCAUUAUCGGAGCCCUCUACUUCCUCUGCAGAAAAGGCCCCUUUCAGUGGACCAGUUCCAUCCAUUAUGAUAUGAACCUGACAGAGAUGAGCAGCAUUGGUGCCCACCAUGGUCAUGGAGAACGCUGA
Suncus etruscus (white-toothed pygmy shrew) is the source of this 466-nucleotide messenger RNA. Its product is annotated as pro-neuregulin-4, membrane-bound isoform-like. Gene Ontology annotation, biological process: nervous system development; intracellular signal transduction; animal organ development. NCBI's taxonomy places the organism in Eukaryota, Metazoa, Chordata, Mammalia, Eulipotyphla, Soricidae. Gene Ontology annotation, molecular function: chemorepellent activity. The record is from RefSeq and is a predicted model, not a curated record.